This is a messenger RNA of Rattus rattus (black rat), 762 nucleotides long. Its product is annotated as magnesium-dependent phosphatase 1. NCBI's taxonomy places the organism in Eukaryota, Metazoa, Chordata, Mammalia, Rodentia, Muridae. The transcript has 6 exons. Gene Ontology annotation, molecular function: acid phosphatase activity. The record is from RefSeq and is a predicted model, not a curated record. Bases 144 to 638 code for a protein of 164 amino acids.
GGCGCUCUUGCGCUGUCUGAGGAUGCCGAGACGACGCUCUAGUCACCGGAGCUUCGCCGGUUCUCUGUGGCGCGCCCGCCGCCUACUUGGCCACCAUAGAGUUGGGGUUCGUUCAGCGCCAAGUUUGAGUCUGUGGGUGGAUCAUGACGCGACUGCCAAAGCUUGCGGUUUUUGAUCUGGAUUACACGCUCUGGCCUUUCUGGGUUGAUACACACGUAGACCCCCCAUUCCACAAGAGCAGCGAUGGAACUGUACGAGAUAGGCGGGGACAGGACAUCCGAUUGUACCCGGAGGUGCCGGAGAUCUUGGGAAGAUUGCAGAGCCUUGGAGUACCAGUCGCCGCUGCUUCACGGACAGGUGAGAUAGAAGGGGCCAACCAACUCCUGGAGCUCUUUGACCUUGGCAAAUACUUUAUUCAUCGGGAAAUCUACCCAGGCAGCAAAGUCACACACUUUGAGAGGUUGCGCAACAAGACUGGAGUUCCUUUUUCUCAGAUGAUCUUCUUUGAUGACGAGGAUCGGAAUAUCAUAGAUGUUGGCAAACUGGGCGUUACCUGCAUUCACAUACAGGAUGGAAUGAGUCUUCAAAUGUUAACUCAAGGAUUAGAGACAUUUGCAAAGGCCCAAGCUGGACUCUGAGGUCCAGCCCUGUAGAUAAGCCUCAUUACAGUGUAAAACUGAAAAGAAAUCAAGAAAGCCUUGUCAGGAGCACUUGUAAUGUAUUAAAGUGUCCACGUGUGACCAUCAGGGUUUUAUCACAGUA